This is a messenger RNA of Phalaenopsis equestris, 2033 nucleotides long. RefSeq names its product protein POLLEN DEFECTIVE IN GUIDANCE 1. Gene Ontology annotation, cellular component: endoplasmic reticulum membrane. Gene Ontology annotation, biological process: maintenance of protein localization in endoplasmic reticulum. Lineage: Eukaryota; Viridiplantae; Streptophyta; Magnoliopsida; Asparagales; Orchidaceae. Bases 74 to 1852 code for a protein of 592 amino acids. The record is from RefSeq and is a predicted model, not a curated record. The transcript has 11 exons.
CCCCUCUUAAAUCUUCAGAGACGCCGGCCUUCUUCGUUUUCUUGCUCAUCGUUACCUCGCAUCUGUCUCGCUCAUGUCCCUCAGAUCUGCCCCGCGAAAGCCGUCGUUCGAUCUCCUCGACGGAGAGAGCUCCGGCGACGGUGGAAGUCUUUUCGAACGCUCGAUCUUUAACCUAGCAGAAGAGAAUGAGUUCAUCAAUGGCCGCUCAAGCCGCCGGAAACGCAAAUCAAAGGCUGCGAAGAAGAAAAAAGCCGCCGGGGAGGGCUCGAUGGAGCUUGACGAUCGAUUUCUUUUAUCGGAGAAUAACGCGCGGGAUGAGAUUGGGAUGAAUUUUUCAGUCUGUGAGAACCGGUCGGUGGUGGAAUCUGCUUGCGAGAGCAACGUGGUGGAGACGGACGCCGAGAGCGGUAGAGUGAGUUGUGUUUCCUAUGUGGAGUUGAGGCAGAGGUAUGUGAACAGUGUUGCUUCUGAGGGUAAUGGAGUCGAUGAUGCAAGCAGCUAUAACGAGACCUCGACGGCGGGGAAGUGGAAGCCUGAGUCUAUUGGUGGGGCCAACAAGUUGGAAAGCAUGGAGUCGUUGGAUUGGAAAAAAGUUAUGGCAGAGAAUCCUGAUCUUCUUGGAGAAGUUUCAACUGUAGAGAUUGCGCCUAUGAAAUAUUUUAUUGGAGAAAUAUAUGGUGGAAAUUCUCUUAGAAGCACAAUCUCUGUUGGUAAUGAGAAGCAACGGCAAAGGGUCUAUAAUACUAUGUUUCAUGUCCCAUUUAGGUGUGAAAGGCUUAUUAUGGCAGGCUUCUUUUUCUGUGUAGAUUCAUUUUUAUCACUGCUAACCAUAAUGCCAGCAAGAAUCCUUUUAGUUAUCUGGAGGUUGCUGAGGACCAGACAGUUUCAGAGGCCGAAUGCUGCAGAGUUGUCUGAUUUUGGUUGUUUUAUGGUGUUGGUUCUUGGAGUCGCAACUUUACAGAGGACAGAUAUCAGCUUAAUAUACCACAUGAUACGAGGGCAGGGAACUGUCAAGCUCUAUGUGGUUUAUAACGUCUUAGAAAUUUUUGAUAAGCUUUGUCAGUCCCUUGGUGAAGAUGUUUUGCAAGUUCUGUUUAGCUCAGCAGAGGGUCUUUCAAAUUGUUCUGCAGAAAAUUUCAAGCUUGAAAUUAGCAAAUUUGCUUUUGACAUGGCCAUUGCUAUCGUUGCAUUUAUUCUUCAUUCAUUUAUCUUAUUAGCGCAGGCAGUUACCCUUUCAACUUGCAUUAUUGCCCACAAUAAUGCUUUGCUUGCUUUAUUAGUGUCAAAUAACUUCACUGAAAUAAAGAGCAAUGUAUUCAAACGUGUUAGCAAAGACAACCUACAUAAUGUUGUGUAUUCAGAUAUAAUAGAAAGAUUCCACAUUACAGCCUUUGUGUUAUUUGUACUUGCUCAAAAUAUCUUGGAGGCAGAGGGUUCCUGGUUUGAGAGCUUUCUUACGAAUGCUUUCAUGGUUUACAUGUGUGAAGUACUAAUUGAUUCAAUCAAGCAUUCUUUCCUUGCAAAAUUCAACGAUAUAAAACCAGAUGCAUACUCGGAAUUCCUAGAAGAUCUCUGCAGACAGACCCUAAAUGAGAAGGCCGAGGAUCGUCCGAAAGUCCUUCCUUUCAUUCCCAUUGCUCCAGCUUGUGUGGUCAUCAGAGUCUUAACUCCAAUCUAUGCAACUCUUCUUCCCUACGGCCCUUUCUUGUGGAGAUUAUUUUGGAUAAUUAUCUGGUCAACCCUCACAUAUGUCAUGCUUGCCAUAAGCAAAAUAACGAUAGGUCUCGCCCUUCGCCGACUCGCUAACUCCUACUUGAAUUUGCGGCGGGAGAGAAAGCAGCACGUGGAUUGAUUAUUUCUCACUCUUGGUAAGAUUGUUCUUAAUAUUUUGGAGAUCAUGAUGCAAAUUUUCCAUUUGGUCUCGAUUCAUUUGAGAGGAUGGAUGGCUUAGUUUGCAGUUUCAGUUCUUACAUUUCUAUUCAAUUUUUUUUAGAGCAAUGUUUUACUUUAAAAUUUUCAACAUCAGAUCUGAU